UCAACGGUAGACUUAGUCCUCGCGUCCCCGGGGAUAGCGAAUAGGAUAGUAUACUACCAGAUUUAUAAGAUAGACUACAGGUCUAACCACCGGGCGAUCGAGUCACGCUUUAACGUCUCUCUAACUAAGGUUAAGCCGAAGGAAGGGAGGUACCUAUUUAAGGACGCAGACUAG
Messenger RNA from Aplosporella prunicola CBS 121167, 174 nucleotides. RefSeq lists its product as uncharacterized. The transcript has a single exon. Lineage: Eukaryota; Fungi; Ascomycota; Dothideomycetes; Botryosphaeriales; Aplosporellaceae. The annotation marks the transcript as partial. The record is from RefSeq and is a predicted model, not a curated record.